Molecule: messenger RNA, 1071 nt
Organism: Alternaria atra
Lineage: Eukaryota; Fungi; Ascomycota; Dothideomycetes; Pleosporales; Pleosporaceae
Exons: 2
Coding region: 1-1071 (356 amino acids)
Molecular function (GO): hydrolase activity, acting on ester bonds
Source: RefSeq, a predicted model, not a curated record
AUGGUGUCUUCUUGGUCAAUUCGAUUGCUUGUCGCCAACCUAGCGAUUACUGGUGGAGUUGCAGGGGGUUGGCGCGACGGGAAAUUCAAGACAUUGGUGACGUUCGGCGACAGCUACACAGAUGAGAAUCGACUAGGAUAUUUCAUCAACAACAAUGGUUCUGCGCCUCCUGUGGCAUGGCAGCAACCGGUGGGUCUAGCAACUGCUUCAGGCGGCCUCUCGUGGGCUCGUUACGCUAGCAUCUACUCGAAGAUGAAUCUCUACAAUUACGCCGUCUCAGGAGCUGUGUGCUCUAACGAAGUGACACCACGCGACUUCUCUGCUAUAAACGCACCCUUCCCUGACAUUGCCGGCUACGAACUCCCCGCCUUCAUUGCGGAUUCCAAAGCUAGCAACGCCAAUGGAACCAAAUUCUUUACCGGAAAAGCCUCCACCACCGUGUACGCGAUCUGGAUUGGAACAAAUGACCUCGGAAACGGGGCGUUCCUGACAGACAGUCAAGUCCCCGGUAAGACCGUGGCAGACUACAUGGACUGUGUCUACGACCAAAUCACACGCCUCUACGAAAACGGAGGCCGCAACUUUGUUAUCAUGAACCUCGCUCCACUCAACCUCCUCCCUCAGUAUCAACAGCCCCAAGAUGGCGGUCUACAAACAACACAAUACUACCCCGAUGUCCCUGGCAAGAACCUUACCGAAGUGCACGGCCGCAUACAAAACACCGUGGCAGCACUCAACCAAGUCUACAAGUACCGCACGCCUUUUGAAGCCAAAGUUGAAGAAGUCUGGGAAGAUGCGAAUGUGGCUAGUUUUGAUGUUAACGCGCUUAUGACGGAUAUUUACAACAACCCUGCGAGCUAUCUGAAUGGGACGGGGGCGCCGCUUAAUGUCAAGGGUGUAGAGCAUUUGUGUGAUGCGCAAGGAAGUAACUGUACGAGUACGGAUAGUCCGGAUAGCUUCAUGUGGUAUGACCCGCUGCAUCCUAGUGAGCAGACGAGUCGAGUUGUCGCCAGGGAGUUUGUGGGCGUGCUUGGUGGGAAGAGUAAGUGGGCUACUUACUGGGGUUGUUAG